Molecule: messenger RNA, 2184 nt
Organism: Punica granatum (pomegranate)
Lineage: Eukaryota; Viridiplantae; Streptophyta; Magnoliopsida; Myrtales; Lythraceae
Source: RefSeq, a predicted model, not a curated record
CAUCAAACCCAAAAGUCCUCUCUCUCUCUCUCUCUCUCUCUCUCUGCCUUCCUAUAUAUCAACAAACAAACCAAUUUUAUCUCAAAUUCUCAUCAGCUCUGUCUGUCUUUCUCCAUCAUCCUCUCUUCUUGUCUUUGAAGAAGAAGAAGAAAGAAAGAAAGAAGAAGAAAUGUCCAUAAACCACUUCUCCCAAGACUUUCAAGAAACCCUCUGGUGGCGGUCUCAGUACUCUCAACCUCCGGUCCAGCCCCACCACCAGGCCUGGCUCAACUAUCCCUACCACUCCGCCUCCUCCCCUCACAGCCUCAGCUUCAACCUCAACCGAGCGGGCGAAGACGACGAGUCCUCAGAGCUCGAAGAGCAAGUCAUCGAGAGCAGUGCCACUAACAAUAAUUAUAUGCAAGACCUGGAAGUGACCGAGCUCGAGAAGGAGCUGCUCUUCGAGAAGCCGCUGACCCCCAGCGAUGUCGGGAAGCUCAAUCGCCUCGUGAUACCGAAACAGCAGGCCGAGAGGUACUUCCCGCUGGGCGGCGAGUCGGGGGAUAAAGGGCUGCUCCUCAGCUUCGAGGACGAGUCCGGCAAAUGCUGGAGAUUCAGGUACUCGUAUUGGAGCAGUAGCCAGAGCUACGUGUUGACAAAGGGGUGGAGUAGGUACGUGAAGGAGAAGAGGCUGGACGCCGGCGACGUAAUUCUAUUCGAGCGCCACCGGAUAGAUAUGGACAGGCUGUUCAUAGGGUGGAGGCGCCGUGGGGCGGAGAGCGGCCAGGCGGCGCAGCCCAAGGGGUGGACGGGGACCGCCGCCGCCGCCACAUCCACCACCAGAGCCAGAGGAACUUUCUACAAUUCUUAUCCUACGCACUCCGGGGGGCAUGGGCCUCCUGUGUCGACAGACUGCACUCCCCCAGCCCCAGGAUCUACUUCGCAGAAUCAAACUAUCAUAGCACCCGGGAACUCGAAGACAUUGAGGUUAUUCGGUGUAAACAUGGAGUGCCAGCUCGAUGAAUCGGAACCAUCCACGCCUGAUGGCUCAUCUCUCUCGAGCCUUGGGCUGGGGCACCAGCCCAUGUACUCCCAGUCCUCUCACUACUAUUCUCCAAACCAUCAUCAAAUGACAAGUUGAUAUAAUAUUAUGGGAAAAUCAGAUAAGGCUCCCCGUGCGCACAUGGCUGAAGAAGGUUAGCUCCAAAAUUUAAAGAACCUGUGACUGAAUAAAGCCAUUUUGGUCUUCUUCCAAUUAAUUAAACUCUAUGUUAGGCCUACCUUGAUCUGUGGCACGUUUCUUUUCUUCCCCCAACAACUUCAACACUUACACGUAACUACGAACUAUCUAUCAUCUCGAGAAAAAAAAAUUUAUGAGGUACAAGAAGAUAAAUUAUAUUUCACAUGAAAUGAACUUUACUUAUAAUAUAAGAAUUUAAAACUGAUUGAAAGCACAUCGUAAUUCUUGUAGUUGAUUUAUAAAAUAAUAAAUAUGGGGUCCCAAAAAGGCAUUUUUCUUCUCACAAGAUGCAUAAGCAUUAAUAGAGGAGAAGAACAAGAAGAAAGUGUAACAAUAAAAUGGUCUCCUGUGUUAGUAGCAAUAAGGCAGGGGGUAAUGGAUCUGCUAGGUCCAUGUGAGAUCUUAUUUAUUUUAUCGUAAUAUGCACAGAAAAAGUUUAUAAUAGUUUCUUGAUUGAGCAAUAUUUUAUUAUAAGCAGUAGGGUGACAUAAAGACAGAUGCAUUGAAAGAAGAAAAGAGAUGACGAUAUUAUAUUACAUUAUAAUAUAUAUGUAUAAAAGAAUUAUGGUCAUUCAAGAUUAGCAUGCCAUACCAGCUUGAUGAUCCUAUUUUGCCUUUUCCUAUCUCCCGACAAAAGCUUCCUUUAGGCAAAUUAAUAAUAGCCCCACCCCAUUUAUCAUAUGCAAGAACUGCUACGACAACAUCGAGUCGUAUCGGAACAUCGACUUAUGUUUAAGAUUCGAAUGUUAUUGUUGUUGUUGUUGUUAUAGUCAUGGUUUAGUAAUGGAUGUAUUUUAUUAAGGGUUUUGCUAAUAUGAAUUCUUGUUACUGUAACACAUUUAAUAAAUUCAAGUGUUUAGUAAUUCAGUUUAUGUAUUUAAUAUUUUUAGUAAUCGUGAUUAGAAUAAAUAUUUUUUACUUGUAUUUUCAAUUAAAGUUUAGUAUUAUCAUUGAAAUGUUUAUUA